CUUAUAAUCUCUCUGUCUGUCUUUUCUCACUCUCUCAGAGGUCGUACACUUUGAUUGUGGAAGCCUUGGACUUCAAUAACGAUACAACCACGAGCAAUGGUGGAGGUGAGGUGAUCGAGCGGGCGGUCCAGUCCGGCAUGAUCAACCCGAACCGGCAGUGGCAGAGCCUGAAGCACAACGGGCCCGUGGCCCAGUUCGAGUACCAGAUCCGGGUCACCUGCGACGAGCACUAUUACGGUUUCGGCUGCAACAAGUUCUGCCGGCCGCGCGACGAGUUCUUCGGCCACUACACCUGUGACCACAACGGCAACAAGACCUGCCUGGAAGGCUGGUCUGGCCCAGAAUGCAACACUGCUAUCUGCCGACAAGGCUGCAGUAUGGAGCAUGGGACCUGCAAAGUGCCUGGAGAGUGCAAGUGUCAGUAUGGCUGGCAGGGUGAGUACUGUGAUAAGUGUAUCCCUCACCCUGGCUGUGUGCACGGGACCUGUGUGGAGCCCUGGCAGUGCCUCUGUGACACCAACUGGGGAGGCCAGCUCUGUGAUAAAGAUCUGAACUACUGUGGGACGCGGCAGCCAUGUUUGAACGAAGGCACGUGCAGCAACACGGGGCCAGACAAGUACCACUGCACCUGUCCAGAGGGCUACUCAGGAGUCAACUGUGAGAGAGCGGAACACGCAUGUCUGUCUGAGCCCUGUUUUAACGGAGGCAGUUGUGUGGAGACCAGCCAGGGGUUUGAGUGCCAGUGCUCUCCAGGCUGGACCGGACCCUCCUGCUCCACCAACGUGGAUGACUGCAGCCCUAACCCCUGCAGUCACGGGGGCACCUGUGGCGACCUGGUGAACGGCUUCAAGUGUACCUGCCCCUCCGAGUGGACCGGAAAGACCUGCCUCAUAGAUGCCAACGAGUGUGAGGGUGACCCCUGUGUGAAUGCCAACUCCUGCCGCAACCUGAUUGGUAGCUACUUCUGCGAGUGCCUCCCUGGUUGGAUGGGAAUGAACUGUGACACAAAUGUGAAUGACUGCCAUGGUCAGUGUCUAAAUGGAGGCACCUGUAAGGACCUGGUGAAUGGGUACCGGUGUGUGUGUGCUCCAGGCUAUGCGGGCGACCACUGUGAGAAGGAUGUGAACGAGUGCGCUAGCACCCCCUGUCUGAAUGGAGGGCGCUGCCAGGACGAGGUCAACGGCUUCCAGUGCCUCUGCCUGCCAGGCUUCUCUGGAAACCUGUGCCAGCUGGACAUUGACUACUGUGAGCCCAGUCCGUGCCAGAACGGUGCCCAGUGCUUCAACCUGGCCAAUGACUACUUCUGUAACUGCCCCGAGGACUACGAGGGCAAGAACUGCUCCCACCUGAAGGACCACUGCCGCACCACCCCCUGCCAGGUGAUUGACAGCUGCACGGUUGCUGUGGCAUCCAACAGCACCCCGGGAGGUGUGCGUUUCAUCUCCUCGAACGUGUGCGGCCCUCACGGCCGCUGCCGGAGCCACGCUGGGGGACACUUCAGCUGCGCCUGCCAGGAGGGCUUCACCGGCACCUACUGCCACGAGAAUAUCAAUGACUGUGAGAGUAACCCGUGCCGUAAUGGGGGGACCUGCAUAGACAAAGUCAGUGUGUACCAGUGCAUAUGUGCCGACGGCUGGGAGGGCGCCAACUGUGAGACCAACAUCGAUGACUGCAGCACCAAUCCCUGUCGAGAGCGGGGCACCUGUCGGGACCUUGUGAACGACUUCUACUGCGAGUGCCACAGCGGCUGGAAGGGAAAGACCUGUCACUCACGUGAGAGCCAGUGCGAUGAAGCCACGUGCAACAACGGCGGGACGUGCUACGACGAAGGAGACACCUUCAAGUGCAUGUGUGCGCCCGGCUGGGAGGGAGCCACCUGUAACAUCGCCAAGAACAGCAGCUGCCUGCCCAGUCCGUGUGAGAACGGAGCCACCUGCGUAGUCAGCGGCGACUCAUUCACCUGCGUCUGCAAGGAAGGCUGGGAAGGACUCACCUGCACCCAGAACUCCAAUGACUGCAACCCACACCCCUGCUACAACAGCGGGACAUGCGUCGACGGAGAUAACUGGUACCGCUGUGAGUGUGCUCCGGGUUUCGCUGGACCAGACUGCAGAAUAAACAUUAAUGAGUGCCAGUCUUCACCCUGUGCGUUUGGGGCCACCUGUGUGGACGAGAUUAACGGCUACCGCUGCCUGUGCCCUGCUGGUAGGACGGGACCCAAGUGCCAAGAAGUGACGGGUCGGCCAUGUAUCACCAGCACACGGGUCGCUGCUGACGCCACAAAGUGGAUGGAGGAUUGCAACACCUGCCAAUGUCACAAUGGCAAAAUCUCCUGCACCAAGAUGUACUGCGGGCCCAGAGCCUGCCGCGUCCACGCCAAGGGUCGGUCCGAGUGCCCGGUGGGACAGACCUGCGUGCCCGUAAGAGACGAGCGCUGCUUCGUCAAGCCGUGCGCCAGUCAGGGCGAGUGCUGGUCGUCGCACCGGGGCCCGCUGCGCGCCAAGUGUCAUCCCGAGGGCAACUGUGCCAACGUCACCUUCACCUUCAACAAGGACACCAUGCCCAAGGGCGUGACAGUCGAGCACAUAUGCAAUGAACUGAGGAGCUUGUACGUGGUGAGGAAUCUUUCCUCGGAGUACCCCAUUGCCAUGAGUUGUGAGCCAUCUCCCACUGCCAACAAUGAGAUCCACGUGGCCAUCUCGACUGAAGACCCGAGGAGCAGCCACGGCCCAAUCAAGGAGAUCACUGACAAGAUCAUUGACCUGGUGAGCAAGCGCAACGGCAACAGUACCAUCAUCACCGCCAUCGCCGAGGUCCGUGUGCAGCGAAGGCAGGCCCACAAUCCCACUGACUACCUGGUUCCCCUACUGGUUUCCGUGGUGAUCGUGAUCUGGGUCCUGGUCUUGGCGUCGGCGUUCCUCUGGUGCGUCCGGCGCCGCCGUAAGCAGAGCAGCCACACUGGCGGCUCUCCUGUCAAUCCCGUCUCCUCCUCGUCUGGCUCCGGCUCCUCCGCCUCGUCUUCGCUGGCCAUGUCCGAGGAGAACAACGCCGUCAACAACGCCCGCGAGCAGCUGCACCAGAUCCGCAACCCCAUUGAGAAGAAUGCCAACGCCAACGCCCUAGCCAUCGCCGUCGCUGCUGCAACCGCCUCGGCCGCCGCUCUGCCUCCCGGCAAGGACCCGCAUGUCGGCAACAGCGACAAGAACGCCGCCAAGAACACCAAAAAAAUCAGGACAGCACACAACAAGCCCGAGCCGGUGGGUGAGCUGUCAGAUGACGAGGAGUCGACGACGACCAGCGACAAGCGUCUGCAGAAGGCGCGGUUCCCACUGCAGCCGGCGUACACGCUAGUGGACCGCGACGAGAAGAGCGCUAACGGCACAGCCGCUAACACGUCCACCGCGGCCAAGCAUGCCCACUGGACUAGCAAGCGAGACAACAGAGACCUGGAAUCCCAGCAAAGCUUAAACCGCAUGGAGUACAUCGUAUAGCCAACCCCCCACCCCACCCCACCCCACCCACCCCAUCUUCUCCCCCUCGUUGAAACACAACAACAGGAGGAGAAAAUGGCAAAACCACAACAUUUGGUUGUUAGCGGGAACUAAGAGUGAGCACCCUCAAAUCAGUUCAGGCUCAGGAAGGGCUUGGAGGGUCUUUCAAAGGGUUUCUUAAAAACCAUUAUGUUGCAUUCCUGAGAGUAAAGAUGAUAAUUUUUUUCACAAGCUGAAAAUGACGAGUUAAAUAAACAAACAAACAAAAUCAAUCGACUAAACAAAACGAACAAAGUAAAGAAGAAAAAAAAAUUGUCUUUGUUUGAAUUUAUAUCCAGACAAGCCGGCUCACCCUGGCAAAUGAAAAACAAAAAAAUAAGGGGUUGCUGCGAUCUGCCAGGUCUUCUUCAGAUGUACUUUAAAGCGUCUCUGCUGCGAUACUUGUUUGAUCAGAGCUGGACUCCAGUCCAGGGGGUUCGAGAUGCAACCAAUGGCGAGGCCUUAAAUCAAAGAUCAGAGGUCAUAUCGACCAGGCUAAUAGUGUCAGACAAGCAGUUUAAAAAAGUGCCUUCGCUGCACCUAUUCCACAGCAACCAUCGGAAAGAUUUUAUUAUUUAUUGUUAUUCUUUUUAUUUUAUUAUUUCCUUGGUUUCUGCUUUCGGUUUUUUUUUCGUUUUAUUUUAUUUUUGUUGUUUCUUUAGGCGGGCAGGCCGGUCGAUCAGAUGGAGUCAGGGUCAGCUGUUGCUGGCAAUAUGAAGAAUUUACAUGUCAAAUUUAGAAUGUUUGUGUAGAUAUGUACAUAUUUUUUAAAAAUUAAUCAUUGUGUAUAUUUGAUUUAUUAACUUAAUAAUCAAGAGCCUUAAAAAUAUCAUUCCCUUCUGUUUUUUUUUCUGUAUUUAUAUGCCUUUGUUUAGAUUUGAAGGUUUGACAGCUUUGUAAGCUCGCAACUUCUUAUUUUUGACAGAUGAUAUUGUUUCAACAUUUCGUAAAUGCCAAAAGUGUUCUUGAGAUAAUAGUUUAUUUUUAACGAUAGAAUGGGCAUUUGUUUGCCUGGAAUUAAAAGAAAGCAACAAACACACACAAUCUCUCUCUCUCACACACACACACACACACACACACACACACACACACACACACA
This is a messenger RNA of Clupea harengus (Atlantic herring), 4629 nucleotides long. It is a transcript of the gene jag1a, whose product is annotated as protein jagged-1a-like. Gene Ontology annotation, molecular function: Notch binding; calcium ion binding. Gene Ontology annotation, cellular component: signaling receptor complex; cell surface; plasma membrane. Gene Ontology annotation, biological process: multicellular organism development; Notch signaling pathway; cell communication. The record is from RefSeq and is a predicted model, not a curated record. NCBI's taxonomy places the organism in Eukaryota, Metazoa, Chordata, Actinopteri, Clupeiformes, Clupeidae. The transcript is spliced from 24 exons. Bases 138 to 3491 code for a protein of 1117 amino acids.